UGGACGCUUACAAAGGGGCAGCCACAUUGGGACUGUCCAUGGCCAGGAGAUGAAGAAAUAGGGUUACACCCAAGCGGGGGAGAAAGAGGGUAUAGUUGGAUCCAUUCUCCUUUUUUCCUCUCUUGUUUUCCAGUCACUCUACUCAAGGGAAAUGGAGGCUGUGAAGAGCACAAGGCCCUGCCCCAGAGUUCUGCAGAGUGGUGUUGUGUCCUGGGGAGAGCUGAGGUGAAAGGGCAAGUCUGGACAUGCUGUCCCAUGGGCUGGAAGCACUUCCAGUCCAGCUGCUACUACUUCUCUAGAGACAUCAUGAACUGGGGUGACAGUGAGACAAACUGCACAGGGAUGGGCUCCCACUUGGUGGUGAUCAACAAAGGAACUGAGCAGGAUUUCAUUUUCAAUUGGACAAAGAAAACUCUUACAUUCAUCUCAGACAGGAGUUACUAUAUCGGUCUGACAGAUCAGGCAAAGGAAGGCCAGUGGCUCUGGGUGGAUCAGACUCCAUGUAAUGAGACUGCAGCAUGA
This is a messenger RNA of Gopherus evgoodei (Goodes thornscrub tortoise), 522 nucleotides long. Its product is annotated as C-type lectin domain family 4 member E-like. The record is from RefSeq and is a predicted model, not a curated record. Gene Ontology annotation, biological process: cellular response to molecule of fungal origin. Gene Ontology annotation, molecular function: (1->3)-beta-D-glucan binding. NCBI's taxonomy places the organism in Eukaryota, Metazoa, Chordata, Testudines, Testudinidae. The transcript is spliced from 3 exons. The annotation marks the transcript as partial.